Messenger RNA from Didymosphaeria variabile, 2136 nucleotides. RefSeq lists its product as uncharacterized. The coding region runs from base 1 to 2136 and encodes 711 amino acids. The record is from RefSeq and is a predicted model, not a curated record. The transcript has 2 exons. NCBI's taxonomy places the organism in Eukaryota, Fungi, Ascomycota, Dothideomycetes, Pleosporales, Didymosphaeriaceae.
AUGGCGACUAGCCACGCCGAUAUUCCCGCAGUCGCUCCCCAGAAGCAGCCUCGCCGCUCCGUCAACCGCAUCAUUCCAGCCGUUCCCCACCGCUUCUCCCGUCCGCCCGCCGUGAGGCCCCUCACACCCGAGGAGUUUACCACGGUGACCCAGCGCGACCCCGACAAGCAGCCCGCGAUCAAGAGCGCAAAGCCAGAGGCAGCCCCUGCUGCUGUCGAGACGCCUCUGACACCGGACUCGCGAGUAUCGCCAGUUGAGAAUCGCGAUGAGGAGGAGCAUGCAUUAGCAAGCUCACCCGCGCGCUCUGGGGACGAUCAGGUAGAGGACUCAACCGAGACCCAAGGAGCCGCAACCGAAGAGCAAUCGUUUCCUGCACAGACUGGAGAAGAGCUUGCUCCUACGCCGCAACCGGAGCAGCCCGUGGAUGCUGCCGCGAAUGGCGAGCGACCCAAAUCGACCGUACGCACCGCGCUUCCGCCCGAGUUUUACCCCAGAGAGAAGCCGAUGGGACACAUGGAAGUUGCAGCUCACCUGCCUUCCGCCCACAUUUCCGCCCAUCGCCCGCAAGUAAGCGUGGAGGGGCUUGUCUUCGGCGGAAUCGCCCAGGAGUCUCCCGCUAUGCCAUCCACGCCGCAGGACUUCGAACAAGGUGUGCGAGCUGCGCAACAAGGCUUUUCGCGCCCUCCCCCAGGCCUUGCUCCCCCCCACCUUGCUCCACAGUUCUAUCCUGGUCAUUCCCACCAUCCGUCAGAGUCUGCCGCCUCGUGGCCUCACCCACCAUUCUCGAUGGCGAUGCCGCCCGACGCUGUCUAUGCCAAUGGGAACGAGUUUCACUCACCCGCGUACCCGCCAGCAUCGGGCGCUUUCCAAGCUCCCUUUGCGGCUCCUUUCUCACCCCAAGUCGGUCCGGUGUCGAUGAAUGGUGUCGCUAUGAGAUCGCACUCACAGUCUCCUAGCAAAUCCCAGCAUGGUGAACCCGGGCCCGGUUCCAACUAUUGCGAGGAGCCACAGAAUGUUCUGUAUGCAAACGAACUUUCGUUAGCCAAGCAGACCACCUCCGAAGGCUACGACACCAGCAAGCAUAUAUUCAAUCAGUUCGGCAACCCUGAGUUCACUGACUACGUCCUGCACAUACGGUCGCCAGAAGCCAUGCUGUGGUCCAUGCCCGUGCAUGCAGUCAUGGUAUCUCGAAGCCCAGUGAUCUUCGAGGCCCUCCGACACAGCACGCCGCCUCCCUUCCAAACCAAGGAUACCAGGCGAUCGGCUGAGGUCCUAAUUGAUGAUAGGUUUGUUACGCCCGAGUCUUUGAAUGAAGCGAUUAAGGUUCUUUAUGCUGCACCACUGCUACCUGCGGAAGCUUUCCUCUACAACCUGAGCCCAUACAACGUGGGCCAUGAUCAAGACUAUGCGUCCAACGAGGCUCGCAAACGUAUGGGUCAAGCUAUUAGCUACGCUGCUGCUGGGAGAGUGCUGCAGAUCCCUGAAAUGCAGGCCUGUGGUCUGCGGAUCGCUAAGUCGCUCCUUCGCUGGGACACGCUUGACAUGGUUCUUCAUUUCGGAUGCUCGGCGAACAAGACGACUGUACAGCCUAACGGCUUCGGGGCCGACAAUCGCAUUCUUGAGACAUACGCCGUACCAUUGCUCGACGAUGCGCUUGAGUUCAUCGCAUACAAUUUUCCGUCGGACUUCGCACUGUACUCGAUAGCGCCAGAACUGCGUCAGAGCCCACGAUUACCGGCUGUGGUUGAGUCUAAACAGCCUUCGCACAAUCCGCGACUGAGUAAGAUUCGGUUCGGCGAUGCUCCUCCGGAAGAUGAGCUUAAGCCUAGCCCUGUCACACAGCUCCUUUCAAGCAUCCUGCUAUCUCUCCCGCUCGCUCUACUGGAUCCACUCUUCAGCCACCCGGCGGCCGCCAACCAAGUUGGGUGGAGUGGCCUGGUGCGGAUUAUGCGAGAGGUGAUCGAGGAGCGUGAAAAGCGUCGCCAGAAAGUCUUGAAAAGUCUAGUUAAGUCUCUGGAUUCAUCAAUCUCCAGGGCUUUGCUGGAGAACGUCUAUCGAGAGGAACACGUCGAGCCUACCUCGGAACGCGCUUCAGGAUUCAAACCAGUGGCCGUUCGCCCAUCGGAGCAGACUUGA